GCGGGCGGCGUGAGCGCGGGGAGGGCCCGGGGACCCCGGGCGGGAACUGGGGGGACCUCCGGGGUUGCCCAGGGGGGAGCCACAGGUCCCUUCCUCCGGCCCAGCCUCCGGGGCAGCCGCUCCGCACUUGGCGAGCUCCGGGGCUCGAGCUCCCUCGCCGGCGCGGCGUGACGCGGGGCCGGCCCGGGACGGGGCCCGGCGCGGCAACAUGGCCUCUCCGCCCCAUCAGCAGCUGCUGCCGCACCACAGCACGGAGGUGAGCUGCGACUCGAGCGGGGACAGCAGCAGCGUCAGGGUCAAAAUCAACCCCAAGCAGCUGGCGUCCAACAGCCACCCGAAGCACUGCAAGUACAGCAUCUCCUCCAGCUGCAGCAGCUCGGGGGACUCGGGCGGGGGUCCCCGGAGAAUGGGCGGCGGGGCCCGUCUGCGCCGGCGACAGAGGAAGCUGCCCCAGCUGUUCGAAAGGGCUUCCAGCCGCUGGUGGGACCCGAAGUUCGACUCGGUGAACCUGGAGGAGGCUUGCCUGGAACGCUGCUUCCCGCAGACCCAGCGCCGCUUCCAGUACGCGCUCUUUUACAUAGGUUUCGCCUGCCUGCUCUGGAGCAUCUACUUCGCCGUGCACAUGAGACCCAAGCUCAUGGUCAUGGUCGCCCCUGCGCUGUGCUUCCUCGCGGUGUGCGUGGGCUUCUUCCUGUUUACCUUCACCAAGCUCUAUGCCCGGCAUUACGUGUGGACCUCGCUGGUUCUCACCCUCCUGGUCUCCGCCCUGACCCUGGCCGCUCAGUUUCAGGUUUUGAGGCCUGACUCAGGACGUGUUGUUGACAGCUUCAAUCACACUCCCGCAGCCAAGCCCACGGACACUUGCUUAUCUCAAGUGGGGAGCUUUUCCAUGUGCAUCGAAGUGCUCUUUCUGCUCUAUACCGUCAUGCACUUACCUUUGUAUCUGAGCGUGUUUCUGGGAGUGUUCUACUCGGUUCUCUUUGAGACCUUUGGUUACUAUUUCCAAAAUGAAGACUGCUUUUCUGCACCUGGUACUGGGGCCCCGCACCUGGAGCUGCUGAGCCGGGCCCUGCUCCAUGUCUGCGUCCACGCCAUCGGCAUCCACUUGUUCAUCAUGUCCCAGGUGAGGUCCCGGAGCACCUUUCUCAAGGUUGGCCAGUCCAUCAUGCACGGGAAGGACCUGGAGGUGGAAAAAGCCCUCAAGGAGCGAAUGAUUCAUUCCGUGAUGCCGAGAAUCAUCGCAGAUGACUUGAUGAGGCAGGGGGACGAGGAGAGCGAGAAUUCCAUCAAAAGGCACGCCACCUCCAGCCCCAAGAACAGGAAGAAGAAGUCUUCCAUCCAGAAGGCCCCCAUAGCCUUCCGCCCGUUCAAGAUGCAGCAGAUCGAAGAAGUCAGCAUUUUGUUUGCAGAUAUCGUGGGCUUCACUAAGAUGAGUGCUAACAAGUCUGCCCAUGCUCUCGUGGGUCUCCUGAAUGAUCUGUUUGGUCGCUUUGACCGCUUGUGUGAGGAGACCAAGUGUGAGAAAAUCAGCACCCUGGGAGACUGUUACUACUGUGUGGCAGGAUGCCCUGAGCCCCGGGCUGACCAUGCUUACUGCUGCAUUGAAAUGGGGUUGGGCAUGAUAAGAGCCAUCGAGCAAUUCUGCCAGGAGAAGAAAGAGAUGGUGAACAUGCGUGUCGGGGUGCAUACAGGCACUGUCCUGUGUGGCAUCUUGGGCAUGAGGAGGUUCAAGUUCGACGUGUGGUCCAAUGAUGUGAACCUAGCCAACCUCAUGGAGCAGCUGGGAGUAGCCGGCAAGGUACACAUUUCUGAGGCCACUGCCAAAUACCUAGAUGACCGGUACGAGAUGGAAGAUGGAAAGGUCACUGAGCGCCUUGGCCAGAGCGUUGUUGCUGACCAGUUGAAAGGUUUGAAGACUUACCUGAUAGCGGGUCACAGAGCGAAGGCGUCUCAUUGCAGCUGCUCAGAGGCCUGGCUUUCUGGCCCUGAGGCCACUGACGGCUCACAGGUGUCCUCAGGCCCUAGGGGACAGGGGACAGCGUCACCAGGGAGUGUCAGUGACUUGGCACAGACUGUCAAAACCUUUGAUAAUCUUAAGACCUGCCCUUCAUGUGGAAUCACAUUCACACCCCCAUUGGACACUGGCACAGAGGCUGGAGCAAUGCAGAAUGGCUGUCAGGAGGAGCCCAGGCUUGGCACCAAGGCUUCUGGAGGCGCCAGCUCCAAAACGCAGAAUGGCCUGCUGAGCCCCCCGAUGGAGGAGAAGCUCACCACCAGCCAGACGUCACUGUGUGAGAUUCUCCAAGAGAAGGGCCGAUGGGUGGGUGUGAGCCUGGACCAGUCGGCGCUCCUGCCUCUCAGGUUCAAGAAUAUCCGAGAGAAGACAGACGCCCACUUUGUGGAUGUCAUCAAAGAGGAUAGCCUGAUGAAAGAUUAUUUCUUCAAGCCGCCCAUCAAUCAGUUCAGCCUGAAUUUUCUGGACAAGGAGCUGGAGUGCGCCUACAGGACUAGCUACCAGCAAGAGGUUAUCAAGAACGCUCCCGUGAAGACUUUCGCCAGUGCCACCUUCAGCUCCCUCUUAGACGUGUUCCUGUCAACCACUGUGUUCCUGCUGCUCUCCAUCACCUGCUUCUUCAAGUAUGGAGCUGCUGCUUCACCACCCCCACCCACAGCCCUGGCCAUCUUUGGGGCUGCCCUGCUGCUGGAACUGCUGUCCCUUGUGGUCUCGGUCAGGAUGGUGUUUUUCCCUGAGAGUGUCAUGUCCUGCACUAAGCGCCUACUGGAGUGGAUCUCUGGCUGGCUCCCCCGCCAUUCCAUUGGGGCCAUCCUGGUGUCGCUCCCUGCCCUCGCUGUCUACUCGCACGUCACCUCCGAAUUCAAGACGAACAUCCACCUCACCGUGUUUACCGGCUCGGCCAUCCUCAUCGCUGUGGUGCAUUACUGCAACUUCUGCCAGCUCAGCUCCUGGAUGAGGUCGGCACUGGCCACCAUCAUUGGGGCAGUGCCUCUACUCCUGCUCUACAUCUCCUUAUGCCCCGAAAGCUCUGUAGUUAUUGCACACCUUGAUGCUGUUCAAAAUUUCAGCGCUGAGAGCAGCCCCUGUAAUAGCUCCUUGCCACGGGACAGCCGGCGCUCCGCCAGCCUGAUCGGUCAGGAGGGGAUCCUCGUCUUCUUCCUCCUGCUCCUGCUGGUCUGGUUCCUGAAUCGUGAGUUCGAGGUCAGCUACCGCCUCCACUAUCAUGGGGACGUGGAGGCCGACCUGCACCGCACCAAGAUCCAGAGCAUGCGGGAUCAGGCCGACUGGCUGCUGAGGAAUAUCAUCCCCUACCACGUGGCCGAGCAGCUCAAGGUCUCGCAGACCUACUCCAAGAACCACGACAAUGGCGCAGUCAUCUUCGCCAGCAUCGUCAACUUUAGCGAGUUCUACGAAGAGAACUACGAGGGGGGCAAGGAAUGUUAUCGAGUGCUCAACGAGCUCAUUGGGGACUUUGACGAGCUGCUGGGCAGGCCCGGCUACAGCAGCAUCGAGAAGAUCAAGACCAUCGGUGCCACCUACAUGGCAGCAUCGGGGCUGAAUGCCACGCAGGCCCCGGAUGGGGGCCCUCCACAGGAGCACCUGCGCACCCUCUUUGAGUUUGCCCGGGAGCUGAUGCGUGUGGUGGACGACUUCAACAACAACAUGCUCUGGUUCAACUUCAAGCUGCGGGUGGGCUUCAACCAUGGGCCUCUCACCGCAGGCGUCAUCGGCACCACCAAGCUGCUCUAUGACAUCUGGGGCGACACCGUCAACAUCGCCAGCCGGAUGGACACCACUGGCGUCGAAUGCCGCAUCCAGGUGAGCGAGGAGAGCUACCGGGUCCUGAGCAAGAUGGGCUAUGACUUUGACUAUAGAGGCACGGUCAACGUCAAGGGCAAGGGCCAGAUGAAGACCUACCUCUUCCCCAAGUGCUCGGACAGUGGUGGUGUUCCGCAGCACCAGCUCUCUAUCUCUCCUGACAUCCGGGUGCAGGUGGACGGCAGCAUUGGGAGGUCUCCCACAGAUGAGAUCGCGAGCCUGGUGCCUCCUGCCCAGUCCAUGGAAAAGACACCCCUGGGCUUUGAGAGUAAUGCGCCAGACAAGGACUCUCACCCAGCCUCCCAGAGGCCUGGGAAAGAGGCGGCUAGGAACGAAGAUCGGGGCCAAUUGGGCAGGGCCAUGGAGAGCAGUGAAUGUGAGGACGAGGGGCUGGAAGAAGCAAACGAACUCACCUGGCUCAGCAGCGACCCACGCCCAUGAGGUGCUGUCCCAGGGCAGAUUGCACUGAGUCGGGGUUCAAUUCACCCAGUGUCCCGCCCCUGUGCCCCUGGUGUGGUGUUUGGCAGUGUGGAGAACAAGUGCCUUUCAGGGUGGCCUUGUCCUUGGAGUCCAGGGGAGAUGGGGGGCCAGGGGGUCGUCUGUAUUUUGAAAUCAAAAGCUGUGGUUAAGGCAUCACUUUCACUGCAUUUCCUCACGAGACACUUUCAUUGCCCUCCACUAAUUCAAGGAUUCGGGGCUUGUUUGUUUGUUUUUCCCUUUUCUUUAUACACAGUCUUAUUUUCCAGUUAUCUGACUUUUUUGUGUAAGCACACACACACACACAACACACACACAUGCACACACUUGCUCCAUGAAGCAGAUUAAGUGCCAGUACUCACGGAGCAGGGCAAGGCAAGGGGGCAUGGCCUGAACAGCGGCAGCUGGACCCACAUGGGCCCCUGUUCCAGGCCCCAGCAUGCGGGGCUUCCUCCUGGCCCGCUGUGGGCCCAGGCCCCCUGCUCACCAUGUAUACCAAUAGCCAAACCUCAUGAACCAGGUCUAUGGGGUGGGGGGGGGGGAGGGACAAAAAGAAAAGCCAUUUUCUUCCCACACCGGCAGUCAGGGGUCUCUGAGCAGGACCCUGAGGGGUGGUCUGACCUGUCUGAGAGGGAAAAGCAAAUAAAUGCCACAGGGGUGCACUUAUUUAUUUAUUUAUUUAUCUAUCAGGAACCAUGUGCUUUAGGAAGGGGCAGGUCAUUCUGGUGACGAGAAUAGCUCCCAAGGACCUACAGAGGGUGCUGCUCAGCGUCACCUCUCAGCACAGCACUAUGUGCUAGGGCCCCACGGGCUCUGAGCUCACCUCAAAACCCAGUGCUGCCACUUUGGCCCUGGUGGACCUGCACUCUUACCUGGCUUCCCACUGCAGAAUGUGGUCAGUCCCCAAAAACUGGGGGUCUGGGCCAGAGGGCUUCCCACUUGCUUCUCCACAUGCUCCACUCCCAACCUGAGCAGGAACCACUGGUGAGCCAUCAGCUUCUUCUCGAAGUUCUUUCUCCGUUUGUGGGACUGUCAGGUGACACAGGGCUAGAUGUUCACCCAGUGGACGUGACCUUUGUCACUGAUCCUGGGUGUGUUAGAAUCAUGGCCACAGAGCCUGCAGUGGAGGCAGUGCUGAUCUGGGCUGGAGAGCCGGUCCUUGGCAGCGGGUGGUAGCAGGUGGGACACUAGGCCCGGUUCCUUCUCUCUCUGCUGUGCCCUGUGCGUUUUCUUCCCACCUGGGAACUGUCUGUAUCAUUCUCCGAGACGGGGACCCUGAGCAAACACAGGGAUCCCCAGGCGCCUUCAGUGCUGCUCUUCUUUCAGGGUUCACACAGUUUCGUUGGUCUUCCAAUGUGGACAGGGACAAUACCUCUUGCUUCCAAAGAAUGUAUUUCUUCUCCGACACCGCACACUUCUCACUUGUGAUCUUCUCCCAAGGACACUGCGUGAUGCUCUCCUCACGGGGCCUGUGGGCAGCUGGGUGUCUGUCAGUGUUAGAGUGGGUGUCCGAGGCACCCACUCCCUUGGCCCUUGGUGCCAGUCUCCGGAGCUUCAGUGGCAAUCGAGGGGCCAGCCAACCUGUGUCUGCUGUUCCGCUAAAAAUGUGCUCUGCACUCUUUCUCCCUACCCAACUGCCCCAACCCCAAUUUCCCACCCAAAAUAUUGUACAUGAUUCCUGCCCUGGGAACCCACUUUGCGGCAGACCCCAGGCCAGGAAUCUCACCCCUUGGGGGUCUGGCUGGACCUGGUGCAGACUAGAGCUUCGGUGGGCAGCUCCCCCCAAAACACACACCUGCAGCCUUCCUGAGCACCCAGUCCGAUGCCCCCACAGACUGUGCCAGUGCCCGCCCUACAUACCUCAGUGCUCACCUAGGGCCAGUUGGGCAAUAGUGGCCCCGGCCUCAGGCCACUCCACCAGUGGCUGUUGGUCAGAGCGGCAGAGCCUCAGCACAGGGCAGGGAGCAGCGCUGCAGCCUUGAAUGUGUAUAAACAUUUCCUUGCACUCACAGCGCUUACCAUGCUCUUGGCCCAGGGUCCAACCCCACGAUCUCUCUCGGUCUCUCAGACACAAGCACACGCUGCUGCUUCUCGUGCAGACAUGCUGCACCCCAGCCACAGAGCCCCACAUCCCUCGAAGAGCCCCAACAUUAGGCUGCUCCACACAGCCCUCACCCCCCCAGUGCCCCUCCAGAUAGGCUCGAGACCUGGCACACCAGAGGCUGCGGCAGCACCAUGCAGUGGCUGAUCACGGGUCACUCCCAGACAUCCGCCUACUCUGGCACCUCUAGAUUCCCAAGGUGAGCAGUGUCGGGUGAUGGUUUCAGCGAAUGACUCUUGUGAGGGUACGAAUCUGAGGUGAGAUGUGUCAGAACCAAUUGUCUGCAUUUCGCCUCUUUGUCCUGCUCUUUUUAAACUGUUAAUUCUAAUAAUUUCAAAAUGCAUCCACUCGAGAAAUGGACAUUAAAAUAUUCUAAACUCUGA
Messenger RNA from Suncus etruscus (white-toothed pygmy shrew), 6796 nucleotides. RefSeq names its product adenylate cyclase 9 (gene ADCY9). The transcript is spliced from 10 exons. Bases 209 to 4276 code for a protein of 1355 amino acids. NCBI's taxonomy places the organism in Eukaryota, Metazoa, Chordata, Mammalia, Eulipotyphla, Soricidae. Gene Ontology annotation, molecular function: adenylate cyclase activity. Gene Ontology annotation, biological process: intracellular signal transduction; adenylate cyclase-activating G protein-coupled receptor signaling pathway; cyclic nucleotide biosynthetic process. The record is from RefSeq and is a predicted model, not a curated record.